GCGAUAUGAAUUCGCUGUGACAGAAUUUUCCUCAUACGAGAAGGGUGUAGUUGUGUUCGGAACAAAAAAAUGGAUUUAUGCGAGGAUUUCAAUGCGGGGGUGAUUGACGUGGAAAAAUCUGAAGACAGUCCUAUACUGACCACGAAAAAGUUGACUCCCACACUAUUUCAUCAGCCAAGUUUAAGGUCUAAUAACUCCAAGAAUUCUAGCAGACGUCCUUUUCCUUCUCCCUUCCUCCAGAAGUCUCGCAAACGGGUCAUCUUUAAAAACGGCACCUGCAACGUCACAAGAUCCAGGAUAGCAGGCAAAAAGAGGCUUAAGUUCCUCCAGGACCUUUUCACCACUUUGGUGGACGCUAAAUGGAGAUGGACCCUUUUGGUCUUCGCCGUCAGCUUCUUGGUAUCAUUCGUAGGAUUUGCUUUGGUGUGGUGGAUCAUAAGCGUGAGCCAUGGGGAUCUAGAACCUGACCACUUGCCUCCCUUACAGAAGAUGAACGGUUGGACUCCUUGCGUCACAGAGAUCUACAAUUUUACUUCUUCCUUCCUGUUUAGCGUCGAGACCCAGAUCACGACCGGUUAUGGUGGGAGAUCCAUAACCGAGGAGUGUCUAGAUGCCAUCAUAGUCAUGUGUUUGCAGAGUGUGGUGGGCAUGAUGAUUCAAGCCCUGAUGAUCGGCAUAGUAUAUGCAAAACUAACCAGGCCGAAACAAAGAGCUCAAACGCUUCUAUUUUCUAAAAACGCCGUAGUUUGUCAGAGGGAUGGCCAACUGUGCUUUAUGUUCAGAGUGGGUGACAUGAGAAAAAGCCACAUAAUUGAUGCCAACGUAAGAGCUCAGGUUGUGGCUUCAAGAAGGACGAAAGAAGGGGAGUUUCUGAACCAGUAUCACACAGAGUUGGAACUAUCUGCCGAUAGCGUUCAAGGAAAUCUGUUCUUCAUAUGGCCGAUGACUAUAGUACACAUUAUCGAUGACAGAUCUCCAUUUUACUACUUGUCGGCUGGAGAUAUGUUGCAAGGGAAUUUCGAAGUCUUAGUUAGCCUGGAAGGUACGACAGAGAACACUGGUCAAGCAACGCAAGCGCGUACUAGCUAUGUCGCUAACGAAAUUCUAUGGGGCCAUGCCUUUAAGCCCAUCAUUUACUACAACAAUGAGAGGGAAGGUUAUGAAGCUAAUUACUCGAAAUUCGAUGAAACCCAACCAAUCGAUACACCACUGUGCUCGGCAUCGGAGCUUUACGAAUACAGAAAGCUUCAUGGGUAGCAAAGAAUAACCCAGGAACAACUCAGUUCAACGGUUUGAAGCCA
This is a messenger RNA of Coccinella septempunctata (seven-spotted ladybird), 1301 nucleotides long. Its product is annotated as inward rectifier potassium channel 18-like. The transcript has 4 exons. Bases 70 to 1257 code for a protein of 395 amino acids. Gene Ontology annotation, cellular component: plasma membrane. The record is from RefSeq and is a predicted model, not a curated record. Lineage: Eukaryota; Metazoa; Arthropoda; Insecta; Coleoptera; Coccinellidae. Gene Ontology annotation, molecular function: inward rectifier potassium channel activity. Gene Ontology annotation, biological process: regulation of monoatomic ion transmembrane transport; potassium ion import across plasma membrane.